Striga asiatica is the source of this 2188-nucleotide messenger RNA. The record is from the annotation of a GenBank genome assembly. Lineage: Eukaryota; Viridiplantae; Streptophyta; Magnoliopsida; Lamiales; Orobanchaceae.
UUUAAAAUCUCAAUUAAAUAUAUUUUCAAAAAGUAUAAGGUAGGUACACCCGCAGCCUAAUAAUCUUGCUCACACCGCUUACCCCUCACCGGCUACCUUCAAACAAACAAUCACGGCGAGGUCCGUUCGCGUGGCCGAUCAUACGCCGACGCGCAAUUUAUGUUUCCUUGUCGGCUGCGAUCUUAAUUCCUCAAGCAAGAUUUUGGGUAAUUACUGAUAAUCAGUAACCACCAAUGGAAAUUGAAGAGAAAACCGACAAUGAUGGAGAUAUUGGGGAUAAGUGCAAAAAUUCAAAUGAAGGUGAAGGGGUUGUGACACCUGUUGAUUCUAGUGAUGAGCAUGACGGAAGUAAUGUUGAGAAAGAGCAUAGAAAUAUUAUCUUGUCCAAUGAAGAUCAAGGUGAUGUAGUAGAUUUGUUUGGUUCUCUUGUUGGAUUGAAGAGGUGGAAAAUCGAAGAUAUAUACGAUUUGUACUGCGACCACGCACGUGAAGUUGGGUUUACUGUUAGAAAAACAACGACGCGGUGCAAUCAUGUUGGCGUUGUGAUUGAAAAAUAUUAUGUCUGUUCUUGUCAAGGAUCUAAGCGGUCCACCGCCUCAAGCACCGGUGAUCAAGUCCAGAGAAAAGAGAAAAAGAGAUGCAUAACACGCACAGGUUGUCAAGCAUAUUUGAGAGUCAAAAUGAACAGCAAAGGUGUUUAUGAAGUUAUUGGACACAACACACAACAUAAUCACACACUUCAUAGGAAGGUGUGGAGGCAUAUGCAUCAUCCUGAGAGGUUGAUUUCCAGUAAGAAUGUGAUUUAUGAUGACGUAAAGGAAGAGCAUUGUUCUGGUGAAGAUCACUUGAAUAUUGUUUUUCCAGGAAUAAGACAUAGGCUAUGCUGGUGGCACUUGUACCAUGAUGCAGUGAGUCAGUCUGGGAAUCUGAAAGGUGACAAAUGCUUUGAUGACGCAUUUAACAAGUGUUUGUCGGGAUGUACAAACGAAUCAGAAUUUGAAAGUUGCUGGAACUCAAUGGUGUCGAAGAAUGUCUUGAACGAUCAUUCUUGGUUUAAACGUCUGCAUGAUUUAAGGGAGAAAUGGAGCACCGCAUUCGGCAGUGACUUUUUCUCCUCUGGAAAUCUACCCCACUGUGCUAUUGGAUACAUUGCGAAAAAAAUCACAAGCUUGCAUGAAUUUCACACCAUUUUUAAAGAAACCGUGAAGCGGUUGAGGAGCAACGAGGCAAAAGACGAACACCGGUGCUCGACAGCAACACAUACCUCAGCAGUACAGUUAACUGGCAUAUUGAAGCACGCCUCAGAGGUAUACACGCUCCCUGUUUUCGAAGAUUUCAAAGAGGAAUUUUUAAAAUCCUUAUCGACUUCGUGUAAAAUGCUGCGUGAUGAUAACGGCACUGUCAUUUACAAUGUCGUGCGAGAUGAUGGUGUGAUUUGUGGUGAAGUGACCUUCACUGUUGCGGAAAAUAAGAUAAGCUGCUCGUGUAAGAGAUUCGAGGAUUGUGGGUUGUUGUGUCGACACUGCUUGAAGGUGUUUCAUAUGCAUUCGAUGACUCGAAUACCUGAUAUUUAUAUCAAGAGAAGAUGGACGAAAUUUGCCAGAAAGGAUUUGUGGGAUAAUCUCAGCAUAGGAAUUGGAAAGCCGGACGAGAAGGUUAACGGUUGCAACCUAUGGAGGCAUGAUAUCAUGAGAAAGUAUUAUAAUCUCUUGCUGAAAGCCCAAGACAAUAACGAAGUACGAAAAACUAUGGAAGAUGGACUUGACAGACUUUCUGGGGAAAUUGAUGCACUCAUGAAUGCACGACAUUCGACCAAAGAGAACGAUGCUUUCAGUUCUUCUGUUGAUGUUGUAGAUACCAUGUGUCCUAACGGCAAGAAGAGGAAAAAUGGGGAUUAAUCAAACACACAUCUGUUUGGUUUGGGGAACUUGUAAUCCUUUGUUGUUUUAGUGAUCGUUUUGUAUAUUCGUUUAUCGGUUGUGAAAGUACCCCUGGCUUUUGUAAAAAUGGGUUGUAUUGCUGGUUUGGAAAAAUGGAGGGGCAACCUUGAAUUCCUCAUUCUGUUCAAUGAAUUUAGGAGUAACGUUAGUAACUCAUUAUUAUUGAAGAUGUAUUUACAUGUCUUGUAUAACUUUUGAAUGAUAAUGGGCGGUUAUAUGUUUGUUGCAAGCAAAUGUUGAUUUCUUUC